AUGACUGUGAGCAAGUUCAGAAAAUGCCGCUUCGGCGGGCUUGUAGAAUCAGCUCGGAUGCCAUCAAUUGAUGCAGCAUCGUUUGCACGCUUGCAGGCGGAUAAGAAGCUGGCACCGGUCUUCAAACUGAAACGUGUGAGAUAUGUAAUGGAAGCUGCAGAAGUUCUCACUCGAACAAGCGAUCUCUGGCUGACUCCCAAGUUUCUAUCCAAUAUUCUUGAACUCCUACAUAUUCGUGAUGAAUCUGGUAUGCAAAUCGUUGUGUACCCUUUAUUAUAUUUCGUUCUUUGCGGUCUCGUCCCUUCUUAUGUUAUUAUGUUCAAUCCACCACGGGUACAAGCAGAUGUUGUAGGAUGGGCGAAAUUGUGCAGCUCCAACCCUCCCAGCCUUUCAUAUCUCGCCGAUGCAGGCUCCAUUGUUGUCGGCGUCAUCAUUCCCGCGUACAACGAGACAUACCGUCUCCCGUACAUGCUCGAAACCAUACUUGAUUACCUUAACUCUCUCCUUCCAUCCCCUAGACACACAUAUAGGGGCUCAUCAUUAGCGACGACGACUCAAAAGAUCACUCAUUCGCGCUUGCACUAA
Messenger RNA from Suillus bovinus, 585 nucleotides. RefSeq lists its product as uncharacterized. Lineage: Eukaryota; Fungi; Basidiomycota; Agaricomycetes; Boletales; Suillaceae. Bases 1 to 585 code for a protein of 194 amino acids. The transcript is spliced from 5 exons. The record is from RefSeq and is a predicted model, not a curated record.